AUGAAUACGCCAAAAAUCGAGCGACCGCCGGACGAGAACACAACACUAGUGAAUGAAACGGAACGAAUGGUUCUAGAUUUAAACGACACCUUCUUUUAUCGAACGCUGAACGAAAGUAACUGUACGUUUGAAAAUGGAACGUGUAGUGAUGUGAGUUAUAAUUACUGGGCGUUGUCGUUACUAGUGUUUCCGCUUUUGACGUUAUUUGGGAAUGUGUUAGUGAUAAUAAGUGUGUCAAGAGAGCGUAGUUUGCAAACUGCCACGAACUAUUUUAUUGUGAGUCUGGCGGUCGCCGAUCUGCUUGUGGCGGUCGUCGUGAUGCCGUUUGGAGUUUAUUACUUGUUUAAUGGAGCAUGGGGGCUGCCGGCCGUGGUGUGUGACUGUUACAUCGCCAUGGACGUGACAUGCUCCACAUCUAGCAUAUUCAACUUAGUCGCAAUCUCCGUGGACAGAUACAUAGCAGUAACACAACCAAUAAAAUACGCGAAACACAAAAGCAACGGCCGAGUAUGGAGCAUGAUCUGUAUAGCAUGGCUCGUCUCCGGCGGCAUCGGGAGCCCUGUGGUCCUCGGCCUGAACAAUUCACCAGACAGAAGAGUGGACCAGUGCCUCUUCAAUAAUACGGACUACGUCAUUUAUUCGUCGCUCGGCAGUUUUUAUCUGCCGUGUGUCAUUAUGAUGUUCCUGUAUUAUAAUAUAUUUAAGGCAAUACGCCAGCGAGCGAAGAAGCAACGCUCAGCAAAAAGCACAUCAUCAGGCAUCGCGUCAGCUUCCAGUGGCACUGCGGCCGUAGUCAUCGAAAACUUGGCGCAGACGCCAAGGCUGCAGAGCACAGAACCACCCACGAAUACUGCUUCAGCGUCAGGCAGUAACGAGGAUGAGGAGGACGACAACUUCGACAGAACAGAGAUGGGGGUAUACGCAGACGAGCUGGCAACGACGCGAUCUGCGAGGUUCAUGUUAGCGGCCGUUGUGGAGGAAACUGGCCUGAUCAUGGCGAACUUGGCGUCCCCCAUCCCCAUGAUGGACCCCAACACCAACAAUGACUCGGGGUACGCGCCCUCCAACAUCGACGGGGACACCAAGGACCACACUCCCCCCGCGUCCCCCAAGGAGAAAAAGGAGAACGGGGCGCCAAAGAAACCUGAGCUUAAUCCCCCCGCGUCCCCCAAGGAGAAUGGGGCGCCGAAGAAACCUGAGCUCAAGAAGAAGCUAAGUAACCUCAGCAAGAGCUCAGUAAUCUCCACGCCUCGCCGGCGCUUCAGGUCCGCAGCAUCAGCGGCCAGGUUCACCAUCUUCCGAGCCAACCGAGCUGGGAAACUGCGGGCCAAGAGCUUUGCCAAGAAGGAGAAGAAGGCGACGCAGACGCUCGCUAUUGUGCUGGGUGUCUUCCUCGUCUGCUGGGCGCCGUUCUUCACCUGCUCGGUCUUCGACGCCGUCUGCACCAAGCUCGGGCUCCACUACGGGCCCGGCUACACCAUCUUCAUCCUCACCACGUGGCUGGGCUACAUCAACUCUUUCCUCAACCCCGUCAUCUACACCAUCUUCAACCCAGAGUUCAGGAAGGCCUUCCGCAAGAUCCUCCACUGCGGCACCUAGCCCAUAGAUUAUCUGGUCGUGUAUGAUUAGAUCCCCUGUAGUGUUACCUUCGUUCCUGU
This is a messenger RNA of Cydia amplana, 1658 nucleotides long. RefSeq names its product dopamine D2-like receptor. Gene Ontology annotation, cellular component: plasma membrane. Gene Ontology annotation, biological process: adenylate cyclase-activating adrenergic receptor signaling pathway. Gene Ontology annotation, molecular function: G protein-coupled receptor activity; dopamine neurotransmitter receptor activity, coupled via Gi/Go. Bases 1 to 1599 code for a protein of 532 amino acids. NCBI's taxonomy places the organism in Eukaryota, Metazoa, Arthropoda, Insecta, Lepidoptera, Tortricidae. The record is from RefSeq and is a predicted model, not a curated record. The transcript has 9 exons.